Amoebophrya sp. A25 is the source of this 1366-nucleotide messenger RNA. Lineage: Eukaryota; Dinophyceae; Syndiniales; Amoebophryaceae. The record is from the annotation of a GenBank genome assembly.
GGCGAGAGCGUUGGCGCAGAGCGAAGAGUCUCCCGGAUGGGCAUUCUUGGAACUCUGGUGCCCCAUAGAGCGGCCUCGCCAGCAGGACGUGCUCCGUCAGUUGAACCUCCGCGUCAAAAGUCACCAAGGUCUGCCCGAAUCAGUACAACUGCAGGGAAUCUUCAAAACCAAGUUCAAGAUUCCGCGAGAGGACCGAGAACACCACGAAGCGACAACGUCGAUCCAGCAUUAACAAGUAGUUCAUCAUCCUCAGCCACUUUCUAUUCCAACAUUUUAAGCAAGAACAUCAAUAGUACUAGAGCUGCAGCACCAUUCGUUACUGACGCUGGUGCUCUGUUGCGCACUACGCUCACCGGCAAUCAGGACAGCUCGCCCGAGCACGAGCAGCAGCCGCUAAGUGCUAGACUCGGUAGAGGAGUCGCCACGCCGAGAUCUGCACGAGACCCGCUCCUCGGGUACGAAGCAUUCCGAAGACAGUCCAUGGUCUGGCAGCACAUUCCUUACACAUUGAGGCAGGAGCAACAAGGAGAAACAACAACAUCAAUAUCGAACAAUAAGAAAAAUAGCGCUACAAUAAAUACAAAAGUUGAGGUAGGAAGCCGUGAACAAGAUGUAAACAAAGCUCCUGCAGCAGUAGAUGUAGUAGCUGCACAAGAUGUAGCAGGCCGUACUUCUUCUACAGCUCCUGUGGCAUCCCCAGGCCCAGCUUCGGAUAAGUGAAUAAGCACAACUCCUCCUUUGAUGAAAGAAGAGAAGUGCUUCGAGUUCGACACCCUGUGCCUCCUAUGACUCACACGAGGGAUCUAUCACAAGAGAUACUUACUCGAAGCUCACCGGCAACCUAUGUAGAAAAAUCACAAACAAAGUAACAAUGUUGCGAUCAUGAUCAUGAUGAAAUACUAGUACUUCUUGAUUGAAUUUGUUUUAUCGAGCCCUGCAUCCGCUCCUAACUGUCACCAGAAGUGGAUACGAGACGAGAUAUUUAAAUAGAAAACUGAAAAGCAAAGUAAGAAACAUCCCCUGGGAGAAAACAACCUCGUCCGGGAAGAAGCAAGAUGCCGAAGUGGUGGAUUCUGGAAUGUUUUUUUCUGAAAUUAAUGUUCCUCACUACAAUCACAAAGUUGUAAACCUAAACCAAGACCAGAGGAGAAGGAUCAUUUCAGAACUAACAGAACAGAAAAGUGGAGACAUACUCAUUUAGACUAUGAAUAGUCAGAGGCCUCUGCUCUACGGGAAAAAUGACUAUUUCCCACCUAUGCUAGCCGCUCAGCGAGAACGCAGGGAGUUCUUCUUCUGCAACGAGACACUACAUAUUUUUAAGUUAUUAAUCUCGACGACUGGUAUGUUGAUUGUGUACAAAAUAAAG